Messenger RNA from Cottoperca gobio, 3575 nucleotides. RefSeq names its product RAS guanyl-releasing protein 1-like. The record is from RefSeq and is a predicted model, not a curated record. Lineage: Eukaryota; Metazoa; Chordata; Actinopteri; Perciformes; Bovichtidae. Gene Ontology annotation, cellular component: plasma membrane. Gene Ontology annotation, biological process: Ras protein signal transduction. The coding region runs from base 51 to 2456 and encodes 801 amino acids. Gene Ontology annotation, molecular function: guanyl-nucleotide exchange factor activity; calcium ion binding. The transcript has 17 exons.
ACAAUGCUGCUGAGACCGCGGAGGCGCACUGAGCCGAGCAGAGCGAUGAAAUGCUCCCAUCGAGGAGAACACAGAUGGACAGUCUAGUUCAGCCGCUCGUCGCCCAGUACCUCGCCAUGGGAUGUCAAUCAAAAGAAAACUGCCAAAACGAAAGUAUAACGUCGGACGAAAAGGGAAAGGACGAUGCGAGAGUGACUCCAGGAUGCAGCUCCAGGCCUAGAGUUUCUCCUCCAGGCCGUCCUCACAGGUUCCACAAACCCAGCCCGGCCCAGCCCGUACCCAGUAAAUCCAUGAUGUCUCUGGGUGCCCUCACCAAAGGGGGGAGCUGGGAGGAGCUCAUCCAGGCCUGUCUGCAGUCCUUCGACCCAGAUGGUUGUGUGUGUGGGAGCAGACACCUGUUGAACAUCACCCUGACCAUGCACCGUAUCCACAUCUCCUCCAGUGAUCUGCUGGACAAACUCACCACUCUAUUUAAAAUAGCGAUGGACAAUGAGCAGCCAACAGAGUGCCAGAAGAUAUGCUACCUCAUCAGGUAUUGGAUCCAGGAAUUCUGGAUGAUGUUCCGGUUGCACCACAGCUUGUCAGACAGCCUGGAUGAGUUCCGGGAGCUGAUCCGAGAGCAGGGACAGGAGCAUCUUUGCUCUCUCCUCGAGACCAAAUGGAUAAAUGAACGGGACUGGUCGUGGAAGGCCAGCCAGAAGAUCAAAGCUAAUAGCAGUAAAAAGAGGAAGGUCUCUCUUCUUUUUGAUCACCUGGAGCCCAUUGAGCUGGCUGAGCAUCUCACCUUCCUGGAAUUCAAGUCCUUUUGCAGGAUAUCAUUUGUAGACUAUCAGAAUUACAUUCGAAGCUGCUGCAUAAAGGACAUCCCCGUGAUGGAGCGUUCCAUCGCCUUGUGUAAUGGUAUCUCCCAGUGGGUUCAGCUGAUGGUGCUGAGCAGGCCGACCGCUCAGCUUAGAGCUGAGGUUUUCACCAAGUUUAUCCACGUGGCACAGAGUCUACAUCUUAUGCACAAUUACAACACACUAAUGGCGGUGGUUGGAGGGCUUUGUCACAGCUCGAUCUCCAGACUGAAGGACACCACCUCACAUGUACCCAAUGAGGUCACCAAGGAAUUGAACGAGAUGACAGACCUGCUGUCCUCUUGCAGAAACUAUGACAACUAUAGACAAGCGUACAACAGGUGUACAGGUUUUAAAAUCCCUAUCCUUGGCGUCCAUCUCAAAGAUCUGAUUUCGGUCAACGAAGCCAUGUCAGACUAUGUGGAGGACAAUAAGGUGAAUAUCCAGAAGCUCCAGGCACUCUACAGCCACAUUAAUGAGCUGAUCCAGCUCCAGCAAAUCCCUCCCAGGCUGGACGCUAACAAGGACCUGGUCCAUCUGUUGACGCUCUCCUUGGACCUUUACUACACUGAGGAUGAGAUAUAUGAACUGUCUUACACCAGGGAGCCCAAGAACUGUAAAACACUUCCAGCCACCCCCUCUAGACCUCCAGUGGUUGUGGACUGGGCACCAGGAGUGGCUCCCAAACCCGACCCCCGAACCAUCAGCAAACAUGUGCAGAGAAUGGUGGACUCCGUGUUUAAGAACUACGAUCACGACGAGAACGGCUUCAUUUCUCAUGUAGAAUUUGAGAAAAUUGCUGCUAGCUUUCCGUUUUCCUUCUGUGUCAUGGACAAAGAGAAAGAAGGCCUCAUUAGCAGAAAGGAGAUCACUGCCUAUUUCAUGCGGGCCAGUGUCAUCUGCUCCAAACUGGGUCUUGGCUUUGUCCACAACUUCCAGGAGACCACUUACAUGAAACCCACCUUCUGUGACAACUGCUCAGGAUUUUUGUGGGGUGUCAUCAAACAAGGCUACAGAUGCAAAGACUGCGGGAUGAACUGCCACAAGCUGUGCAAGGACCAGGUGGCGUUUGAGUGUAAAAAGAACGCCAAAAUGACCAACGCCAUCGACAGUCCGACGCCGAGCUCCACGCCUGUCACCCUGGGGGUCUCAGAGGGUUCAGAAGAAUGUCCUUUCCCCUACCCGCCAGAUGACGGCAAAGACUGGAGCCCAGACUCCCCAGUCGCCUCCUAUUCGAGUCCUCGAAAGGUCCAUAGUGGCACCCAGACAGAUGGACCCCAACUUUCCUCUGCUGCCCCUGAGGCCAGUGGCCUUCAGCCUUCUCUGUUGGUCCCAGCAGCACCCACGCUCACCUCAUGUCCCAGCCCAGUGCCCCAGAGAAAACUCAGACACUGUGCCAAGUGGGAAAACAGAGCGUCUGUUGCGCUAAAGCCUAAAGAGCCAGAAGAGGAGAACAAACCCACAUAUGAAUCUCUGGAAUCAGAAAACCAGAGACUCCAAAGAGCCAAUGAGACACUACGUAGGAAGCUGAAGGAGGCAGAGCGGGAGGUGGAGAUACUAAAGACACUGCUCAAGAGGCACGCUCUCCACCCUGUGGAGGAGGACUCCUCCUCCUAGACACACACAUACACUGGACCUCCCAUAGGGAGACUGGUGCUGCCCCCCUAUGGCAGCAUGUAUAAAUCUGGAUCCAAUGUUUGUUAUUGGUCAUUAACAGUGCAAGUAUUUUACCAGUAUAUUUGCAAUUUGGCAUCACAUGUUAUAAGUGGGCUACAAUGCUCAUAGCCAGUCGAGGUGUUGCUAAUGCUAAUGGUACACAGUCAAUCAAAUGAAGCCAAUCAGUAUGUCACCAAUAAUGAGGACAUUUUUGAGGUAUGUAUGUAUUUUUUAAACCAGCUACAGUACAAAAAAUACAGUAAAAAUACUAUAUUGUUAUAUUUAAAGAAGUUGCAAGUGAGCAGAAGGAGCCCCUUUACUGCAUUGUACAGUUCACAGAAGAAUGAAAAUCGUUGCAAUGAGCAUUACUCACUUUUUUUAGUGAACCAUUAAGAGUGGUUGCAGUUGGAAUGGAGUUCCCUUUGUUAAAGGUAAACAUAAAAAACAUUGAAUGAAGGAGUGCCGUAUUUUAGGUUGAAAUAGGGCAGAAUGUGUUUGAUCAGUUGAUCAAUAAUGAGACUAUAUAUUUAUGUUAAACAUAAAAUGGAAAUCAGAGGAAAACAAGAAGUUUAUUGUGUAUAUCACAGGUGCAUCAUUAUAAAUACUUAUAUUAAAGAAUAGGGCCCACUGAUUAUAGCAGCAGAAGGAAGGUUGGAGGCCUCAGAUGUACAGAACUGGCAUUGCUCUGCAUCAUUGUUCAUAUCAAUGCACAAGCUGUUGUCAGUGCUUCUGUUGAUAUUUAUUGUCUCAAACACUACAUAGUUCAUAUAGAGAGUGACAGAAAUGAACAGUUUGUACAGCAUACUGGUACUUUCAGUGAAUUAUUUAUGCUUGUGCAUGUUGGCAUCAUAUUGAUAUUUUUAUUAUUCAUUGUGCAGCCAUGUCAUGUUAUUGUGUGGUCCACUGUAGCAGUGUUGUACUGUGAGUCAAGAUACAUGUGUUUGUAAUGCGUGUGAUGUACUGUAAAUACAAAGUAUACACAGUGCCAUCUUAAUUAAGUCGAGGUUCAUGCUUUCUCUCAGUAUUGUUCUCUUAUUGGUAUAAUAAAUACUGUAUUCUAUAUAAAAGCAUUGCUUGUGU